GUCAAAGAACUGAAAAGUAAACGCACUUAACGCCCACGAUGCCACGUGCACGUGGCGUUCAUUAUUUAUUACUUUAGCUGACGUUUGAGCGUUGGAGGACCUUCGUCUUGUUUGGUCGACCGAAGAACAUAUUACAAACCGGCGAUUUGGGGCUCAAUUAGCUAGAACCUUCCAAACCCAAAUUCCCCAAUUCUCGAAAUUAGGGUUUUCACCCCCCUCACAGUCGGCCAUAAAUUAGUUCUUCUCUAUCUCAUUUUCAUUUUCAAGUCGGCCUAUUAUUAGGUCUCCGGAAUCACCCUAAUAAUCGGGCCUUUUCCUCUAUGGCGGAGCACUUGGCUUCGAUCUUCGGCACCGAGAAGGACAGGGUGAACUGCCCCUUCUACUUCAAGAUCGGCGCAUGUCGUCAUGGCGAUCGUUGCUCUCGCCUCCACAAUCGCCCCACUAUCUCGCCGACCCUCCUCCUCUCCAACAUGUACCAGCGCCCGGACAUGAUCACACCCGGCGUGGACGCCCAGGGCCAGCCCAUCGACCCUCGCAAGAUCCAGGAGCACUUCGAGGACUUCUACGAGGAUAUCUUCGAGGAGCUCGGCAAAUUCGGGGAGAUCGAGAGCCUCAAUGUCUGCGAUAACCUCGCCGACCACAUGAUCGGCAACGUCUACGUUCAGUUCAAGGAGGAAGACCAGGCCGCCGCAGCAUUGCACGCCUUGCAGGGACGCUUCUACUCGGGCCGCCCCAUUAUUGCCGAUUUCUCGCCUGUCACCGAUUUCCGCGAGGCCACGUGUCGGCAAUUCGAGGAGAACAAUUGCAACCGAGGCGGGUACUGCAAUUUCAUGCAUGUUAAGCUGAUUGGAAGGGAGCUGAGGAGGAAGCUCUUCGGGAGGUACCGUGGGUUUAGGAUUAGCCGGAGCCGGAGUCGGAGUUUGAGCCCGCGUCAUAAACGAGAGUAUAGGGAUUAUAGAGACCGGGACCGUGAUUAUCGAGGGAAUGGGAAGCGAUCGAGCAGGGACAGGUAUGAUAGGGAUGGUGGUGGUGGUGGUGGACGGAGAAGGCAUGGUAGCCCGAGGCGGAGCAGGAGCAGAAGCCCCGUACCCGGGAGGGAAGGGAGCGAGGAGCGGCGAGCUAGGAUUGAACAGUGGAAUCGGGAAAGGGAGGAUAGGCCGUGAUUUCUGGAGUGUUUUCCUUUGCAUUCGGUACGGGCCAGAUUUGGUAGCCCUGAAAAUUGGGCUUGCUGAGCUCAAAGUUGGUCAGAAACGGGUCCUGGUUUAGUUUUCUACUCUCAAACUUGUCCUUUUUUCUCUCUAAUGAUUUUCCAUUAAUGCUUUUAGGGCCAGAUCUGGCUGCCCUGAAAAAUGGGGUUGCCAAACUCAAAAUUGGUCAGGAAACGUGUUCCUGGUUUUAUUUUCUGGUCAGAGACUUCUAUUUUCUUUUCUCCUACCUCUCUAAUAAUUUUUCCAAUUAUGCUUUUAGGGCCAGAUCCGGAAGCCCGCAACCCCAACCUCACAGUUGGUCAGAAAACAGGGCAAGUUGUCUGGUUAGUGUAUCAUAUCUCAGUUUUUUUCUCCUGACAAAAAAAAGUGUUUAUCAGGGAUAAUAAUUGUUCUUCUGCCUCUAGUUAAAGGAAAAAACAGGUUAUGUUUUUGGUUUUGUUGACUCACGUUUAUUGACUUCAUUACAGUAUGGGCCUCCUGAGGUGUGCCUCUCUGUUUUUUUGUGGCGUUAUAGGAAAAUAGUUGACCCCUUCUGUAAGAAACUUUAUCCUCAUUAUUGAGAUUCCAAAAUUCACCCCCUCAA
Messenger RNA from Carya illinoinensis, 1791 nucleotides. Its product is annotated as splicing factor U2af small subunit B-like. Gene Ontology annotation, molecular function: metal ion binding; pre-mRNA 3'-splice site binding. The record is from RefSeq and is a predicted model, not a curated record. The transcript is spliced from 2 exons. The coding region runs from base 321 to 1163 and encodes 280 amino acids. NCBI's taxonomy places the organism in Eukaryota, Viridiplantae, Streptophyta, Magnoliopsida, Fagales, Juglandaceae. Gene Ontology annotation, cellular component: spliceosomal complex; U2AF complex. Gene Ontology annotation, biological process: mRNA splicing, via spliceosome.